Molecule: messenger RNA, 1563 nt
Organism: Colletotrichum karsti
Lineage: Eukaryota; Fungi; Ascomycota; Sordariomycetes; Glomerellales; Glomerellaceae
Exons: 4
Coding region: 1-1563 (520 amino acids)
Biological process (GO): carbohydrate transport; transmembrane transport
Cellular component (GO): membrane
Molecular function (GO): carbohydrate:proton symporter activity
Source: RefSeq, a predicted model, not a curated record
AUGGUCGAGGCCGCAAACCAGAAUGAAGCGACUGCUCCGGUUGAGCGGCCUUGGGGGGCUAUCUUAGCCAAUCGAAAGUUGGUUUGGUACGCCAUCAUCGCCAAUAUUGGUCCGCUCAUGUUCGGAUACGACCUCGUGGUUGUCGGUGCCAUUUCAGCCCUUCCAAAGUUUCGUGAAGACUUCGGAGAUGGCUUCGGGAUGGCAUCCAUCCUUCCUGCUCUAUGGCUUGGCCUAUGGAACGGUUUGGUUCAAGCAGGUGCGGCUGGAGGGUCGGUCACAGCUGGCUGGUUCCAAGACCGCUUCGGUCGCCGUGCGGCCUUCUUCCUUGGCGGUGUUCUAGGGCUAGUCGGAACCGCAGCAGCAUACACUUCCGGCAUGCCAUCAGGAGUCACCGAACGACGAGUGUUGUUCUUAUUCGCCAAGAUCAUUAUCGGAAUGGGCUGUGGUGUUCUCAUGUCUGCAUGUCAGACGUACAUCUCUGAAAUCGCACCCAAGAACCUUCGCGGAGUCUUGCUCGGGUUCUACGCCUUCAAUGUGUCUUUCGGGCAUCUCCUCGCCAUCUCGAUCGUUUUCGACCAAGUCAGCAACCUAUCAUCGACAUCAUACCAGAUACCAUUCGCUACGCAGUGGGCUUUCGGAGGCGUGGCAAUCAUUGCGGCCUUUUUGCUUCCAGAAAGUCCCGUCUGGCUCAUAUCACGAGACAAUAUUGAGAAGGCCGAAAAGUCUCUGACCAAGCUGGGAACCGCCGGAGGCCAGAACAUGCUUCAGAGGAUACAAGCCACCUUGGCGCAUGAGGAUGACGAGACUGCUCAAGGAAGAAGUCAGCCGACAUACCGCGAAUGCUUCCAGGGCACCAACCUUCGCCGGACGAGGAUCAUCAUCUUCCUGAAUAUCCUCCAGCAGUUCGUAGGUAUGGCACUUUUGCAGAACGGAGCGUACUUCCUCACCAUGGCUGGCAUGCCUGCCAAGUACUCCCUCAUGGUAAAUCUCAUCGGCGUCGCCUCCAACAUGGUCGCAAACAUGAUCUCGUGGUAUACCGUCCCAAGAUUCGGCAGGAGGACAAUGAUUCUUUUCAGCAUCGUCUUGGACAUACUGUCUUGGGCGGCCAUGGGUAUCGCGGCUUGCUUUUCUACCUCGGCGGCUCAAUGGUUUGUCGGGGUCGCUCUUCUCCUGUUCGGCUUCUUCAACAGCUUCGGAGUUGCCAGUGCGGUGCCGGUCAUCGUUUCCGAGAUCUCGUGUGUCCGUCUCCGAUCCAAGUCUGCAGGUAUUGGUCUCGCGGCCCAGUCCAUUGGGGCCUGGAUCUUCAGUUUUUUCACGCCAUACAUGUACAACCCCGAUGAAGCAAACUGGGGAGGGAAGAUAGGCUUCUUCUUUGCGGGAACGAGCGUCUUGGUCCUGAUCGUUUCAUGGUUUGAGAUUCCGGAGACGAAGGGCAGGACCCAUGCGGAUCUCGACUUUCUGUUUGAGUCGAAGGUCAAGUCUUCGGCCUUUGCAAAGACUGUCAUUCCUGAAGUCCCGCUACCUGAGGAUGACUUGAAGGGACUCGGUGGUGAGAAGUUUUGA